UGUCCGUGACUACUCGUCCAAAUUCCAAAACUGAAUUAUCGAAUCAUUGAACAAUUCAUUUUGUUGAAUCAUUUCGUUGAAAAUAAAAAUUCAUGUUGUAAAUUGAAGAAAAUAAUUCAAAGUUGAGGGUUGAAAGGACUUUCGGAUUUUUUGGUGCGACGAAACCUUUUUUUAUGGAAAUAAAAAAUUGUUGGUGAUGGAUAUCUGAAUUUCUGUGAUUUUUAUUUUACACUCGUGACGUUUUGAGAGGUUGCGGGUGAGAUGGCGUCGCACUUGGGGUAUAAUUAUGAGGAGAGGGGGCAGAGGAUGAAUGGGAGACACAGGGGAGGGCCGUCCAAGGCUAAUGACAACAAUAUUUGCACUGGUUCUCAGUAUUAUGUCGGUGGCAGCAGUGACAUUGGCGAGGAGGACCUCGCGGAUUUGCCGUCGUGCGUCUAUGCUGGGAGAUCCUCGCAACACGUGAACACGCACUCCUCACCGCACACGCAUUCGCCGAUACAUUAUCAUAUGCCCAUUUCUACUCCAGACCACAAUGAUAACGAGAUGAAUGGAGUCGACGAGGGUUACUACCCCAACGGUAGCCCCUACAGAAUCCAGAGGCACGCAGCGAACAUUCGCGAGCGUCGACGAAUGCUUAGCAGCAUAAACUCGGCUUUCGACGCGCUUAGGGGGCACGUACCGACGUUUCCCUACGAAAAGCGCUUGUCGAAAAUUGAUACCCUUCGACUUGCCAUUGCGUACAUCGCACUGCUCACCGAAGUCCUCAAAGUGAAAAAUGUCGACCCUCUGACGUACAUCGAAAUGUGCCUCAGGGGUGAAAUGAGUAGUGAGAGGGCUGAAUGGAAUACCAGUGAUUUAAUGGCUCGCCUCGCAUGGAUAAAUUGGGAAAAUCUCGGAGUGAAUCCCAACCGAAGAUCGAGCCUAACAACUCUCACCCUCACUGCAGAUAACUUGCAUUAACGCUGGAAAAUCCCUCAUUCAUUUGUGUUGUAAAUAUUUAUUAUUCAGAAACUAAGUACCAAACUUCCAAUGUACCCAGAGAAACCUUUAGUUAUUUAAUCUAGUCAAACGUGCAAUACGAACGAUAAACAUUUCGUAUUUUCGUGGUACCUGUAUUAUCGGAUAUCUAGACGAGUGCUAGUGUAAGUAGAAUUUUAUUUGGUAAUAUUUGAAUAAAGAACGCAUUUUUAACAGGA
Diachasma alloeum is the source of this 1196-nucleotide messenger RNA. RefSeq names its product protein dimmed (gene Fer2). Bases 262 to 960 code for a protein of 232 amino acids. Gene Ontology annotation, biological process: developmental process; regulation of transcription by RNA polymerase II. NCBI's taxonomy places the organism in Eukaryota, Metazoa, Arthropoda, Insecta, Hymenoptera, Braconidae. The transcript has 5 exons. The record is from RefSeq and is a predicted model, not a curated record. Gene Ontology annotation, molecular function: RNA polymerase II transcription regulatory region sequence-specific DNA binding; DNA-binding transcription factor activity, RNA polymerase II-specific; protein dimerization activity.